This is a messenger RNA of Camellia sinensis, 1445 nucleotides long. The record is from RefSeq and is a predicted model, not a curated record. NCBI's taxonomy places the organism in Eukaryota, Viridiplantae, Streptophyta, Magnoliopsida, Ericales, Theaceae.
ACAUACAUACAUUAUACAUACAUAGGGAGAGAGAGAGGAGAGGAGAGAGGGAGACGGAGGGGAGGGGUCUUCAAAUUCUUCGAAAAUUCGAGCACAGAAGCAAUCAAUCUUCAAAUCACAUAACUUUCUCUGUGCACUUGGUUUUGUCGGGUAGAUUCUUCUGAGAGUUCUUGUUCUUCUGGGAGUUCUUGUGCUAUCCUUAAUGGGUGCUCCUAAGCAAAAAUGGACACAAGAAGAAGAAGCAGCUCUUAAAGCUGGUGUCAUUAAGCAUGGGGCAGGCAAGUGGCGUACAAUACUUAAAGAUCCGGAAUUUAGUGGCGUCUUGUAUUUACGUUCAAAUGUUGAUCUCAAGGACAAAUGGAGAAACAUGAGUGUAAUGGCGAAUGGAUGGGGCUCCAGAGAAAAGGCUAGGUUAGCCCUUAAAAGGAUGCAGCCUGCCCCUAAACAGGAUGAGAACCCUAUGGCUCCUAGUACAUCAGUUGAAAGUGAUGAAGAAAUUGAUGAUGUUAAGCGUCUUGCAGUUUCUAGUGGUUCUCUGCAGAUUGGUGUUCCAAAAAGAUCAAUCAUAAGGUUGGACAAUCUUAUCAUGGAUGCUUUAAACAACUUGAAGGAGCCUGGUGGUUCUAAUAAGACUGCUAUAGCUACAUACAUAGAGGAACAAUACUGGGCUCCUCCAAACUUCAAACGAUCAUUGUCAGCGAAAUUGAAGUUUUUGACUGCUAGUGGGAAAUUAAUUAAGAUGAAACGGAAGUACAGAAUAGCAACACCUUCAACAUUAUCAGAUAAAAGAAGAAACCUGUCUGGGCUACUCCUGGAGGGAAGGCAGAGGACUUCGCCAAAAAUUGACAAGGAUGAUAACAAUAUUCUAACUAAAGCUCAGGUUGAUUUGGAAUUGGCUAGGAUGAGGAGUAUGAAUCCACAAGAGGCUGCUGUAGCUGCUGCCCAAGCAGUUGCAGAAGCAGAAGCUGCUAUAGCAGAAGCUGAAGAGGCAGCACGGGAGGCAGAAGCAGCGGAAGCUGAUGCAGAAGCAGCACAAGCUUUUGCAGAAGCAGCAUUGAAGACACUAAAAGGACGAAACAUUAACACUCCAAGGAUGAUGGUUCAUGCUUGAUGGAAUUUGACAAAAUGGGCUAUCCAAAUCAAUAAACUAGAGUUUUGUUUGGAUCAACACCCAACAUAGAUAUAUGUAUGUUGUUUGCCAACAUCUGUAGUUGUAGAUAUGGUAACAUUUCUCAGCUGGUGAAAUGCAGGAUGUGCCUUAUUGUCGAAUUCUAGUGAAUCAGUGCAGUCAUCCGAAGCCUCCUCUUUUGGCAGCUUAUUUAUUUCAAAACUUUUGCAUAUGCUUUUUAGUUUUUCUGUUUCAGGGAUGUUAAUCCAUUGCAGGUUUUGUGGAAACUUGUGGAGAAACUAGGAAAUACAAAGAAACAGUAGAAGUUGGAUUCAAA